Molecule: messenger RNA, 618 nt
Organism: Prunus armeniaca (apricot)
Lineage: Eukaryota; Viridiplantae; Streptophyta; Magnoliopsida; Rosales; Rosaceae
Source: the annotation of a GenBank genome assembly
AUGCUCUCAAAACCAGUCCCUGGUGAGGACUUGUUCGUGUACCUGGUAGUGUCCAACUCAGUUGUCAGGUCAACUUUCAUCCGAGAAGAGCUGGGGGCCCAACAUCCGGUAUUCUACACGUCAAAAGCUCUCCUCAAUGCAGAGACUCACUACCCGAAAUUGGAGAAGCUCAUUUUGACCCUUCUAGUUUCUGCGAGAAAGCUGCGACCCUACUACCAAGCUCAUCGAGUCAUCAUCAUGACCGACUUUCCUAUGAGAUCAAUCCUCCACAACCUUUACGCUUCUCAGCGACUCAUGAAGUGGGCCAUAGAGCUAAGCCAAUAUGACCUCCACUACCGGCCAAAAGCUACAAUAAAAGCCCAGGCUUUAGCAGACUUCGUAGCAGAAUUCACCCCAUCAGCCAAAGAAGAUAAAUUGGUCAACAAAAUGAAGGAAAGUUCAAAAGCAGACGGGACCUUCGCUGAACCUAGCCAACCCAGUGACAUGUGGCAAUUGCGCGUAGACAGAGCGUCGAACCAAAAGGGAGCUAGAGCGGGUGUCGUCAUCACCACCCCGGACGAAACCCUGUUGGAGCAAGCUAUCACGCUUGGCUUCCCGGCCUCAAACGACAAGGCAUAA